AUGAAGCUUCUAGGCUAUCUCUGGGACUCCCUCGACGACAAACCCGUCGAGGAACACCGCCUCGUCCGGCGGCUGGACACUUUCUACCUCAUCUGGGCGUGUCUGUACUACUUUGUCAUGUACCUCGACUCGACCAACGUGUCGAACGCGUACGUGUCGGGCAUGCAGGACGACCUGCACAUGUACGGCAACCAGCUGAACAUCCUGACCACCUGCUGGACGGUGGGAUAUAUCCUCGGCACGCUGCCCUCGCAGCUGGUGCAGAUGAAGGUGCGCCCCUCGCGCUGGCUGCCGGCGCUGGAACUGCUCUGGGGGGCGCUCGUCAUGUGUAUGGCUGCUGCACCGAACGUGAAGAGCCUGUACGCCCUCCGGUUUCUCAUCGGGCUGUGUGAGGCGUCGGCGUAUCCGGGCAUGAUGACGCUGUUGGGGAGCUGGUACACGCCGCAGGAGCUGGGGAAGCGGUCGGUGAUUUUCCAACAGAGCAGCGCUGCGGCGCAGAUGUUUUCGGGCUUUCUUCAAGCAGGCAUAUAUAAUGGGAUGAACGGAACGGCGCACCUCCCCGGCUGGCGCUGGCUGUUCAUCUUCGACGGCAUCAUCUCCAUCCCCAUCGCGCUCGCGGGCUUCUGGCUCAUCCCGGACUCUCCCGCCACCUCGAGGGUGUUUUACCUGAACGAGACAGACCGGCAGGUUGCCCAGACGCGGCUGCAACGCGUCGGAAGAGCGACACACAAGGGAUUCAGCUGGGAGGUCUUGCGUUCUACAGCGACCAAAUGGCCUCUUUACGUGAUGGUCAUUCCAUACGUGUGCUACGUUCUUGCUCUCCAUAUCGCAUCGUAUAUGAACCUCUGGCUGGAAUCCCUCGAGAUCUAUACCGUCGCGCAGAUCAACGUGAUCCCCUCGGGCGGGUACGCCGUGGAAAUCGUCUGCGCCCUGUGCUUUGCGAUUAUCAGCGACGCGAUCGGCAAGCGCUGGCCGAUCAUCAUGUUCGGCGCCGCAAUGGGAUUACUCGGCGGAACCCUGCUGUCCGUGUGGACUGGGAUCCCUGUUGGAUUGAAAUAUGUGGCCUGGUUCCUUACCUUUGCGCCCGUGGGUACCGGGGCGCUGCUGUUCGCCUGGGGGAAUGAAUUGUGUAGCGGUUCCGCCGAGGAGAGGGCCAUCCUUCUCGGGUGGCUCAACACAAUGGGAUAUGUGUUCUAUGCGUGGGUGCCGGUCCUCAUCUACCCGGCCAGCCAGGCGCCAGAGUAUAAAGUCGGGUAUAAAGUGAAUGCAGCGCUGUGGGGGGUGUAUCUGUUGGGGAUUCCUGUCAUUCUCUGGUUUGCACGCCGGUUUCCCCUCGAACAGAGGGAGGAUCCAGAGGUGGAAAGUGUCACAUUUGAUAAGGUGUAG
Messenger RNA from Penicilliopsis zonata CBS 506.65, 1386 nucleotides. RefSeq lists its product as hypothetical. The transcript has 3 exons. Gene Ontology annotation, biological process: transmembrane transport. Gene Ontology annotation, cellular component: membrane. Bases 1 to 1386 code for a protein of 461 amino acids. The record is from RefSeq and is a predicted model, not a curated record. Lineage: Eukaryota; Fungi; Ascomycota; Eurotiomycetes; Eurotiales; Aspergillaceae. Gene Ontology annotation, molecular function: transmembrane transporter activity.